Messenger RNA from Phacochoerus africanus (Common warthog), 1377 nucleotides. RefSeq names its product SH2 domain containing 7 (gene SH2D7). Gene Ontology annotation, cellular component: cytoplasm. The coding region runs from base 1 to 1377 and encodes 458 amino acids. The transcript is spliced from 6 exons. The record is from RefSeq and is a predicted model, not a curated record. Lineage: Eukaryota; Metazoa; Chordata; Mammalia; Artiodactyla; Suidae.
AUGGAGGGCAGCCUAAGGCAGCUCAGCCUGGGCAAGGGGCCCGAGGGGGCCGGGGACAGCCAGGCCCUGGCUGAGCUGCAGGAGCUGGCCCUGCGGUGGUUCAUGGAGACGCAGGCCCCCCUCAUUCUGCAGAACGGAGCCCUGCCCCCCUGGUUUCAUGGAUUCGUCACCCGCAAGCAGACAGAACAGCUGCUCAGGGACAAAGCUCUUGGCUCCUUCCUCAUCCGCCUCAGUGACCGGGCCACCGGCUACAUCUUGUCCUACAGGGGCAGUGACCGCUGCCGGCAUUUCGUCAUCAACCAGCUCCGAAACCGGCGCUACCUCAUCUCUGGGGACACCCAAAGCCACGGCACCCUGGCCGAACUCGUGCGCCAUUAUCAGGAGGCACAGUUUGAGCCCUUCGGGGAGACCCUGGCUGCUGCCUGUCCCCGGCCAGAGGACAAUGAUCUGUACGAUGCCAUCACCCUGGGCCUCCAUCAGACUACUCAGAGCCUGGAAAACCCACCUGCUGCACUGCCUUCCAUGGAGGUUCCAGACAAGGCCACCAGCCCCCGCCUGUCUCCAAAGCCCCAGGUCUCCUUCCUCCACAAAAAGAGCCUGGAUGCAAGUUCCUGGAACCUCUCUGAGGAAGAAAGCAUGGAGGCCCCCGUCAGGGUGCCUCCCCUCCCGGAGAGGAGUGCCUCCCUUCUGGAUGAGUCUUUUGGAGGCCCCGAUGACAUCGUCUACGCAGACCUGAGGAAGAGGAACCAGGCACUGCUAGGCCUGGGCGCAGAUGUGUCCGGUAGCCAGGCCUGCUCCCUAGGCAAGGAGGCCCUGUGGGGACUCUCAGAUGGAAGCCAGAACAAACCUGACAGCCCGGGACCUGCCCUCUCUGGAGUGAGCCCAGACCAGGGCCCUAGAGUGUCUCCCACAUCUUGGGGUCUCCUCCUGUCCCCCAGUUCUGAGGCCCUAGGAUCCUCAGCUGCUACCUGGAGCCAGGGGUCUCCAAAACUGAGUCGCGGGGCUCAGCCCUGCUCCCAGGGUGCUUCUGCAGACAGCAAUGAGCUCAUCCGGAUAGCAGGCCUCCCAGAGGAGGCCAGGGAUGUGCUGGACCAAGAAGGCGGCAGUACCUAUGAGCAGAUCGCAGCCUGCUGGGAUGGCCUGCCCAGGCCCCUCUAUCCUGGGGCCAGCCCCACAUACAGCAAGAUUUCAGGGCCCAUGGACUGUGGCUACGAGAGGAUCUCAGGGGCCCCGGAGCUGCCGGAGCCCAGAAACACCUAUAAACAAAUCCCAGCAGUCAAGAGCAAGGAGGCAAGCCGGACACAUAAGGUGGGCUUUGUGGAUGGGCCCGACAAGCUCCGGAGGCUCUUCUUCACGGACAAGAAACAUAAAUCCUGA